Cinclus cinclus is the source of this 3168-nucleotide messenger RNA. It is a transcript of the gene FARP2, whose product is annotated as FERM, ARH/RhoGEF and pleckstrin domain protein 2. Gene Ontology annotation, molecular function: guanyl-nucleotide exchange factor activity. The transcript is spliced from 27 exons. The record is from RefSeq and is a predicted model, not a curated record. NCBI's taxonomy places the organism in Eukaryota, Metazoa, Chordata, Aves, Passeriformes, Cinclidae. Bases 1 to 3168 code for a protein of 1055 amino acids. Gene Ontology annotation, cellular component: cytoskeleton.
AUGGGAGAGAUAGAAGGAACAUACAGAAUUCUGCAGACUCCAGGCUCUCGUUUGGGUGCCCAGAAGACCUCAGGAGUGAGUACCUUGGAGCCAGGGCAGAACCUCUUGACUGCCAUGGCAUCAUCGCCUGCCAAAGCGCACGAGCGCGACCUCCCCAUCAAAAUAAAGAUGUUGGACAGCACAGUGGAAGUACUUGAUGUUGAGUCAAAAUGUUACGGCCAGACAUUAUUGACAGAGGUUUACAAGCAUCUGAAUUUGAUUGAAUCAGACUACUUUGGAAUUGAGUUCCAGAAUAUCCAGUCAUAUUGGAUUUGGCUGGAGCCUAUGAAACCUGUUAUUAAACAAGUACGGAGACCAAAGACUACAAUGCUUCGUCUUGCUGUAAAGUUUUUCCCUCCAGACCCAGGUCAGCUGCAAGAGGAAUAUACUAGGUACCUGUUUGCAUUGCAAAUCAAGAGGGACCUGGCAGAGGAGAGACUGACCUGCAGUGACAACACAGCAGCUCUGCUGGUCUCCCACCUUCUGCAGUCUGAAAUAGGGGAUUUUGAUGAAUCAGAAGAUCGAGAACACCUUAAAACAAACCAGUAUUUGCCAAACCAGGAAAAACUUGAAGGAAAGAUCCUGGAGUUCCACAGGAAGCAUGUGGGUCAAACUCCUGCUGAAUCUGACUUUCAAGUGCUUGAAAUUGCCCGGAAACUGGAGAUGUAUGGCAUCAGAUUCCACCUUGCCUCUGACCGUGAGGGUACCAAAAUCAAUCUGGCAGUUUCACACAUGGGUGUGCUGGUGUUCCAGGGUAACACGAAAAUAAAUACCUUCAACUGGUCCAAGGUCCGUAAACUGAGCUUCAAGAGGAAAAGAUUCCUUAUUAAGCUCCACCCAGAGGUCUGUGGCCCGUAUCAAGAUACAUUGGAGUUUCUUUUGGGAAGUAGGGAUGAGUGUAAAAACUUCUGGAAAAUCUGUGUUGAGUAUCACACGUUCUUUAGGCUCUUUGACCAGCCAAAGCCAAAGGCUAAAGCAGUGUUCUUCACCAGAGGGUCAUCAUUCAGAUACAGUGGGCGAACACAGAAGCAACUAGUGGAUUAUAUUAAGGACAGUGGGAUGAAGAGAACUCCAUAUGAAAGGAGGCACAGCAAGGUCAGAGCAUCCACUCGUACCUCGAACACAGACGUGCCAAAGCAGAGUGUCCCAUUCACUGAGGGCUUGAGAACUCCAGGGUCUCCUGCCUCAGCAGCUGCCCCCUUCCACUCAGGUCACUCCUUGGCCAGUCCUGCUUCUAUCGUGCCCAAGUUUGCUGAACCCAGCACUUUCUCCUUGGACCCCCGAGCAUCAUACACAAGGAAUCCAGACAAAGCCACUGCAGCACCAGUGGAAGAAGCGGGGAGGAAGCUGAUGCAGCAGCCUGGAUCUCCUGUGCUCCAAGGCCUCCCUGUGGACCAUCCCCAGCUCUCCUCCCUUGUGCUGAAGAGUCCCCUAGGCUUGACCCCAGCCUUUCAGGUGAACUUGAAUGCAGUCACUCAGGGCUCAUCCCCUCUGCUGAGCCCUGUCCUCAGCGAUGCUGGCGGGGCCAGGAUAGAAGAGGAUGACGAAACAAAAAGGAAGCGCUACCCCACGGACAAGGCAUACUUCAUAGCAAAGGAGAUCCUUGCCACAGAACGCACCUAUUUAAAGGACCUGGAGGUUAUUACUGUGUGGUUCCGCAGUGCUGUGAUCAAGGAGAAUGCCAUGCCAGAGGGCCUGAUGACACUGCUCUUCUCCAACAUAGACCCCAUCUAUGAGUUCCAUAGAGGCUUCCUGAAGGAGAUUGAACAAAGGCUCUCACUCUGGGAAGGCAGAAGCAAUGCUCAUGUGAAAGGGGAUUAUCAGCGCAUCGGAGAUGUCAUGCUCAGGAACAUGCGCACUCUGAAGGAGUUCACCAGUUACCUGCAGAAACAUGACGAGGUCCUGACGGAACUGGAGAAAGCAACCAAACGCCUCAAAAAGCUGGAGAUGGUUUAUAAGGAGUUUGAGCUGCAGAAGGUUUGCUACCUGCCCCUCAACACCUUUCUGCUCAAACCCAUCCAGAGACUGAUGCACUACAAGCUGAUCCUGGGGAGGCUGUGCAAGCACUACACAGCAGAGCAUCGGGACUUUGCCGACUGCCGGAGUGCGCUGAAGGAAGUCACAGAAAUGACCUCACAGCUGCAGCACAGCCUCAUCCGCCUGGAAAACUUCCAGAAGCUCACAGAGCUACAGCACGACCUGAUUGGGGUAGACAACCUCACAGCACCUGGCAGGGAGUUUAUCCGGGAAGGUUGCUUGUACAAGCUCACUAAGAAAGGCUUACAGCAGCGGAUGUUCUUUCUGUUCUCAGAUAUGUUGCUGUACACAAGCAAAGGGGUCACGGGGACAAAUCAGUUCAAAAUCCACGGACACCUCUCUCUGCAUGGCAUGUUGCUGAUAGUGCUUGACCCUCCGGUGGAGGAGAGUGAGAAUGAAUGGUCUGUCCCACACUGCUUCACAAUCUAUUCUGCACAGAAAACCAUAGUGGUAGCAGCCAGUACCCGCCUGGAGAUGGGCAAGUGGAUGGAAGACCUAAAUGUGGCAAUUGAAAUGGCCAAGAAAUCUACUGAGAAAUCUGAGAUGCUUCUGGAAAACUCCGUGUGCAACCGCUCCAACAGAUCCUCUGAUGAGGUCUCUGUAGAACAGGAGUCCGAAGAUGACAUUCACUCCUCUCGUAGCUCCUUGGACAGGCAGAGCCACCACCGUGCCAACACCACCAUGCACGUGUGCUGGUACCGCAACACCAGCGUCUCCAUGACCGACCACAGUGUGGCCGUCGAGAACCAGCUCUCUGGGUAUUUGCUGAGGAAGUUCAAGAACAGCAAUGGCUGGCAGAAACUGUGGGUCGUCUUCACCAACUUCUGCUUGUUCUUCUACAAGACACACCAGGAUGAUUAUCCCCUGGCCAGCCUCCCCCUGCUUGGCUACACAGUCAGCUGUCCUGUGGAGGCAGAUGGGAUUCAGAAGGAUUAUGUCUUCAAGCUGCAGUUCAAGUCCCACGUGUAUUUCUUCAGGGCCGAGAGCAAAUACACCUUUGAGAGGUGGAUGGAGGUGAUCAAAAGAGCCACCAGCUCUCCAGCCAGGUCCAGCCUGCUGUUUCCCAAGGAGAAGGACACUCACACAGACUGA